AUGAGCAGACUUCCUUGCCGUCUUACCCUCCACCGAUGCCCUGGCAUUCAAGCUCCCAAGGGGUAUUUAUAUAGCAAGCUAUGCAUACGUUUGAAUUCAUCCGUUAGAGGGGGUGAUUCUAGAACCUCAUUAAAGGGCAGUGUCAAACCCUCACGGCAAAUCUUGCGGGAACCAGUCCGUACUGCGCCGAGUAAAUCAUCGAAGCACGAGGGCAUAAAACUUGAGAAAGUCCUCAUUUACCAUGCGGGCUCGGGAAAGAUAGCUUUCAUUGGCGUGAUGCGCAUUACCACAAUCCUAAUAUUUAGUGUUUCUUGUUUGGUUGUCGCUCCAGCGUUUUAUUAUUCCGAGGAUUUGCCGUGGUAUAUAGUUCCAGCUAUUGUCGUUGGUGGUUCUAUUCCCAUGCUCUUCGUCUUAUACACCACAGCUCCUUUUGUCAAUUUCAUAUAUCUCUCUAUUCCCCGUGCCGCUCAGCGUACACGACAGCGUGCACAGUCAUAUUUGAAGGAUGUGCCUCGUAAUGCGGUGCUCAAUAUUGAAACCAUGAAGUUUAAUUUCUACUUUCGAAAGACUCAGGUGGUCCUUUCGGACCUGAUACUGGGCAGGUCAAUGUUCCGGCCUGUGAAUUUAAUCAAUACGAAUCCAAUGCCCCAGCCAUGGUGGAAGGGGAAUAAUGUUUUCUUUUAUGCCCCAGCUAAGACGAGAUUCAGUGCGAAACCAACGUCAAAAUACUUCCCGGAAGUAUGGGAGGAGGUAUUCGCGAAAAUCAAGAAGAAUGCUGUCAAGGGUCAACAUUGA
Paracoccidioides brasiliensis Pb18 is the source of this 795-nucleotide messenger RNA. RefSeq lists its product as uncharacterized. The transcript is spliced from 3 exons. The record is from RefSeq and is a predicted model, not a curated record. The coding region runs from base 1 to 795 and encodes 264 amino acids.